Trachymyrmex cornetzi is the source of this 2342-nucleotide messenger RNA. RefSeq names its product ubiquitin-conjugating enzyme E2 J2. The record is from RefSeq and is a predicted model, not a curated record. Bases 570 to 1271 code for a protein of 233 amino acids. Lineage: Eukaryota; Metazoa; Arthropoda; Insecta; Hymenoptera; Formicidae. The transcript has 4 exons.
GCGUGGUAACCCUGCACCCGGAGAUGAAUUAAUUCAGCGGAUCUCGCAGUCAGAUGUUUUCCGUUGUCGCGCGACAGCGACAGCUCGCCGCGCUGUCAAGUUCUGUUUCGACCGGCGGUCGCGCGCGCUUUCAUUUCCCCGAGGUAAUACGUCACUCGAGCGCUUAUCAGCUCAUCUCAUUCUCACCCAGUCCAACGCCCGUCAACUCGACGAACAACUGAGCGUUUUUCAGGAAUUUCAGGUUCCCGUGCUUAUCGCCAGAUUUACACAUUUAUCGGUCCGCACAACGUAACCCUACCUCGUGCCAUCACACCGUCUGUCUCGGCCACGCAAGCGGGUACCAAAGAACAUUGCAGCGGUCAAUUCCACGUGGACGUCCGCAAUGCGACUCGAGGGUCGCGCAACUUGACGUUGAGAGGACGAGGACUGGAUAGUCGGAGCAAGAAUUCAAUCUGUAAACAUCGCGUGAAACGACGAGCUGAACCAUUAAGGCGAGGAAUCUGGUUUACGCCAAGUGGAGAAAAUAGCGUGUCUUUGGCAGUGUCCGUUUGCAAGUAACACUGGGCUACAUGGUAAGGAUGAACAGAAAGACCAACAGUGCGACUGCCAGAUUGAGACAGGACUAUCUGCGCCUUAAAAGAGAUCCAGUGCCGUAUGUUCUUGCGGAGCCAGUGCCUUCGAAUAUCCUGGAAUGGCAUUACGUGGUCAUAGGACCAGAAAAAACACCAUACGAGGGUGGAUUUUAUCAUGGAAAACUCAUAUUUCCAGGAGAGUUUCCAUUCCAACCUCCUAGCAUUUACAUGACCACUCCCAACGGCCGAUUUAAAGUCAAUACGAGAUUAUGUUUGUCCAUUUCCGACUUCCAUCCAGAUACAUGGAAUCCAGCGUGGAGCGUAUCUACUAUUCUUACUGGCUUACUCAGCUUUAUGAUUGAAAAGAGUCCCACGCUCGGCAGUAUUAAUACAACAGAUUAUGAGAAGAGACAGCUGGCUGCACAAAGUUUAGAAUAUAAUUUGAGGGACAAGAUGUUCUGCGAACUCUUUCCAGAAACUGUCGAGACGAUCAGAACGGAACUGGAACGUCGGAAAGAACUUGAGAAACAAGCGAGGCAUCAGUCCACUGCAUCCGAAGUCUCUUCAUUGAUACGAGAUCAGUUCCAGAGAGAUCAGAGCCCACUGCACAGCGCACUGGCAAAUCUCGUUGUCAUCAUUGGCUUCGCGGCGUUUGCGUACACGGUGAAUUAUGUGCUGAAGAGCAUAGCCAUGGAAUAAGUCCGAAUCAGAAUACUAUGUAUUUCAAGCUACACGAAACAAAGGGAGAAAGAGAGAGCUGUAACGAUCACCUACAAUGACCUACAUACAUCCGGGAAAGAAGAGGAUUACAUGAAGAAAGAAGAUAUAGGUUAUACUUGCCUGUCGAUCAAUCUUUCAAAUUCGUGCAGACCGAGCUCCAUUCGGUUCCACGCGGCUUGGAACCUUCGCCAGUAAAACUGUGGAUAGUUUCAUAGAUUUUUAUAUCAAGGAUUCAUUGUAAGAUACAAGCUGUAUUAUACUUGCAAAUUUUACGCGCUCUAGCCAUUAACGAAUAAUCUCAAUUCGCAUAAGACACGUGCGCAAGACGGAACAUAUAAUCGCAGUGGCUUCCCUGCCAUUUUUCUUAUCAGAUUUGCUCUCUUCUGACUUAUAAACAUAAGUAUGAGAAACCAAGUUUCUUCUUUGCGGUGCUGAUAUCCUUCCUUUUAUUGAAUUUUCUACACUUUUACGAUUGAUUGUAUUCAAAUGCAUCCAAAGAAGUGUGUGUGUGCGUAUAUUACAACACAUUUGUUUAGUCUCGUUUACAGAGAAUCUCUCAAAUAGAAAUACACAAAUUGAUUGCACUUCGCAAUGUGCCAAUAAAACUAAAUCCAAAAUUAAAAUGCAAUUUCGACGAAUCAGAUUAUGCUUCGCAGCCUGACUCAUCCUAUUCAUGGAAUGAGUCAACAUUUUGUAAAUAUGUGAUAAGGCUGGAGGCGUUAUUGCGUUCAAGAGCGUACUAUUAAUUAUUGUAUUGUUUUAUCUUUAUUAAACAUGAAACAAGGAUAGAAUGAUGCAAUGGCACUGAUAGCGCGCUCUCUGAACGCGGCCAGAGAUAUAAUAGGUAUCUCUACGCAAUGUAAAAAAGCGAAUAUAGCUAUAUCCAUCACGUCAUCGGUAAUUAUCUCGACUUCCUUAAAAACUUUACGAUUGAUGUGUUUCUCUGUUUAGGCAUUAAAAUGGCUCGUAGUAUUAUUUCUUCGUGAAUUUCUUCCAUUUGUAUGGCAUUUCUUCCUUAAUUGACACGAAAAAAAAUUUUUAUAUUUCAAG